Molecule: messenger RNA, 1056 nt
Organism: Thyridium curvatum
Lineage: Eukaryota; Fungi; Ascomycota; Sordariomycetes; Thyridiales; Thyridiaceae
Exons: 4
Coding region: 1-1056 (351 amino acids)
Biological process (GO): protein insertion into mitochondrial outer membrane; mitochondrial outer membrane translocase complex assembly
Cellular component (GO): mitochondrial outer membrane
Source: RefSeq, a predicted model, not a curated record
AUGUCCGCCCCGAGCUCAGACUCGUCCUACAUCAUCCCGAGCCCCGUGGCCCGCGACGCCGCCGACGCCGACGACGCCGCCGACGACGCCGACGAGCUCGACUCGCUGCCCUCCAUCUCGACGGGGGUCCUGGACGAGGACGACUCGAGCUCCGACGGCGGGCGGUCCGUCGACUCGGACGCCCAGCGCGAGUGGGAGGCCAGCCUGGAGCAGCUGCAGCUGCUGCUGACCAUGGUGCUCAUCCCCUUUGCCGGCAAGUACUUUGGCCGCAAGUUUGCCUACUGGAUUCUGCCAAAUACACAUAAAGACACAGUCCCUCCCGCCCAAGGUCUCCCGCCCACUCCCAUUACCGCCCAAGAAAACCUCAUUGCUCGUGAUAUCAAAAUGGUCGCCACACCCACACAAGCCCCGCGCCUUGACCCAGACUGGGGCAUUGUGUGGCCCGCUAGAGCGGACGGAGCCGCCGGAGCGGCGCCAGCCGAGGGUGGUGAAGAGCAGGCUGCCGGCGAAGCAGGCGAAGAGGAACCAAAUGAAGGCGGUGCUGGCCUGGAUCUCGCGGCAGCGCUUCUCGUUGUCGGGGGAGCCGAAGCCGAUCCAGCCGGCGCCGAGGCGCUUGGGGUCGAGGUCGCCGCCGCAGUUGGUGGCCUUGAGCUUGGCGGCGAGCACGAUGCCGCCGAUGAGGUUGAAGAGCGUGGCGAGGCCGUCGAGGGCCAGCAGCGCGAGGGCGACGGCGGCGGCCUCGACGAAGCCGGCGACGAGGCCGUAGAUGGCGGCGAUCCACGACAGCACGGCGACGAACAUGGCGAAGUUGAUGGCCGACAUGGGCCCGUUGACGUUGGAGGCGAUGACGUUGCCGAUCAGCGCCGUGAUGAGCAGCGUCCAGAGCAGCUGGAGCACGCGGAGGAUGACGGUGAUGAGGCCCUCCAUUGUGUCUUGUUUCUAGUGGUCUCGUGUGUAUUCGAUGGGAGUGGAUGGAGCGAGGCUGGAUUUUGGUUUGAUUGGGGAAGCGCGGCGCACGUUUCGCAGUCGCGAAGAGAAUGUGUUGAUGAGUUUUAA